Triticum aestivum (bread wheat) is the source of this 1655-nucleotide messenger RNA. RefSeq names its product protein FAR1-RELATED SEQUENCE 5. Lineage: Eukaryota; Viridiplantae; Streptophyta; Magnoliopsida; Poales; Poaceae. The record is from RefSeq and is a predicted model, not a curated record. The transcript is spliced from 5 exons. The coding region runs from base 573 to 1655 and encodes 360 amino acids.
AUAUGCAUGGUCGGGCAAAACAUUGGGGUGGACUAGUAUGGGAUCCGGACUACAGGUGCAAUCUACGAUCCGUCACUACGGGCCUUUGGAUUUGCAAUGAGUGGCUCAGAUACAGGCAGGUACUUUUUCAGCCACGGUGGUGGUCCAUUUCUCAUUUACACCCUGCACAUAGUCCACUUUGAUGAAAUCCCCCCUUCAGCCAACUCUUCGUCAUCCUCCAUCCCGUCGGCGACGACUUGCUCUGUUCCCCAUCCAACUCUUCCCCAUCCUCACUAGGGUCCAUGAAAUCCCCUCCCGUCUCUAAUUCUGGGCGCCGAAACCCCCUUGUGUCGAUUGCGGCAGCCCUUCUCUAGCCAGCUCUUCCCUGUCCGCUAACCCUAACCAUGAAAUCCCCUCCCAACAUCAUUUACUGGUCUGACCCCUACUAGUGUCGAAGAGUACCUUGCGAGGGCGGUGGCGGCGCAACAUCUCCUGUUCAAUAUUCCAAGGAAGUCACGGGAUAGCAGAGAAGUGAAGGCAACAUUUUGUUGUUGCUGCUAGUAGUAAAACUGAGUACAACAUUGUUCUAAUAAAUGGAAGAAACAAGUGCGACCUCGCCCCCACCAGUCCUGGCAUGCCCGACCAAUCCAUGUAGUGUACUAGCAGCCAUCUCAGAAUCAGUCAAUAGUGUCCCAAUGACAGAAUUAAGUGAUGCUCACUCUGUUUCAGAGAUUAAUUCCAGUAUGCUUUAUUUUGAUGAAUUCUCUACACCCAAGAAGAGACAAUGCUUUUCUCUAGAUGGUUCAUUGUAUAAACCAGUGUGUGAUGAGGCACUUAAACCAACCAUAGGCAUGAAAUUUGAUGAUAUUGCUGCUGUGGAGGCAUUUUACAAGAAGUAUGCACAUCAUGUGGGAUUUGGUGUCCGCCUUAGGGCGCAAAGGUUGGUGAACAAUGUAAUUCAGUGGAAGCGUUUCUUAUGCUCAAGGGAGGGAUACCGAUCCUCAAAAGGUACUUGUACUGUUAAUUGCUUGGAUAAAAAUUCUUCAAAUAAAAGACGCAGGGUCAGAGUCACUAGGUGUGGAUGUGAAGCUCACAUUUAUGUCAAUCGGGACAAUUGCGGAAAAUACAAGAUAGCUUCAAUGACUGAACAUCACAAUCACGAACUAGUGUCUCCUAGCAAGCAACACUUGAUAAGAUCAAAUAGGAAAGUAAGUGACAAGGUGAAGUCAGUACUCUUUGAUUGCCACAAAGCUAGCAUCGGCCCAGCCCAAGCAUAUAGGCUACUUCAUGUUCGUGCAGGGAGGUUUCAAGAUGUUGGGUGCACCAAGAAAGACUUACAGAAUCACUAUUCUAUGUUCAAAAAUAAAAUCAAGAAUUGUGAUGCUCAAAUGCUAGUGGACCAAUUUGGGAGACUGAAGGAACUCAACCCUGGAUUUUUCUUUGACUACGAAGUCGAUGAAACUGGUACACUAUUGCGUUUGUUUUGGGCAGAUCCAACCAGCAGGAAAAAUUACAGUCAUUUCCAUGAUGUGUUGUCCUUUGAUUCCACAUACAGCACGAACCAAUACGACUAUAUUUUCGCGCCUUUCACUGGUAUCAACCAUCAUAUGCAGAGUGUGUUUCUAGGUGCUGGUUUCUUACUCAAUGAGACGGCCAAGGACUACGUCUGGUUAUGA